CUGUGUACAGAAACAAACUAAAGAUAAUUCCAAGCCUGGCUGCCAGCGAUAACAUUUUCCUGCAAAAACUAAAUUUGUCAAAGAACAGUAUAACCAUUUUGGAAAAAAAUGCGUUUUUUUAAUCUCUCAAAAUUAAAAGAGUUAGAUUUGUCUCAUAAUUUUUUAUCUUUUCUUCCAGGAGAUGUUUUUGAGUCCUUAACUUCUUUAGAAUUAUUAAAAUUGAAUAGAAAUCAUUUCAGUUUCCUUCCAAAUGCAGUGUUAUUUGCCUCCCUUCCAAAUUUAAGAGAUUUUAGUUUUGAAGAAAAUGCUUGUCUCAGACUGCGUGAAGAUAUGAAAUCGUCUGCAGUUUCCCACAAAAUACAAAGUUUAGACAUUAACGGAGGGAAUUUAACUGUGAUAGCCUCUCAUGAUUUCUUGGCUUUUCAAGAACUGCUCAAAUUAUCUCUUCGUUUCAAUCGAAUAGCCAAAGUGUCGCCUGGUGCCUUCAAACCAUUAACUCAACUCAUAGAACUUGAUUUAGGGUUUAAUGAGUUAGAUAUUUUGCCCGAAGAACGUUUCUCUGGUUUAAUCAAACUACAAAAUUUUAACGUUACCCAGAACCGUUUGCUUGAGUUUCCUUCCAUAAAAGAAAAUCUGCAAGACUUAAUCAAGUUAGAUCUGUCUUACAAUAAAUUAGUGAAGAUAGACGGAGAUGCUUUCGACAACAUUCCAAACGUAAAAUAUCUGAGUGUAAGAGCUAACAAGUUGGCUUAUAUCUCCCCAAAAGCAUUUUUCAAGUUGUUUAGCCUUCAAGAACUAGACAUUAGUGAUAAUCAAUUAUUGCAUUUGACAAGCAGCGUCUUGGUUUCUGCAGAAAUCAGGACUGACAACUGUAAAACUAUCAGGAAAUCCAUUUUCUUGUGACUGCAAAAUGCUGAGUUUAUGGGAAUGGCUUCAAGAGCAUGGACAGUUCCUUUAUCACGACUACAAACCUUUAAUCUGUUCUAGUCCGGAAAGGCUUC
This is a messenger RNA of Uloborus diversus, 1001 nucleotides long. RefSeq names its product carboxypeptidase N subunit 2-like. The transcript has 2 exons. Lineage: Eukaryota; Metazoa; Arthropoda; Arachnida; Araneae; Uloboridae. The record is from RefSeq and is a predicted model, not a curated record. Gene Ontology annotation, cellular component: extracellular matrix. Bases 109 to 903 code for a protein of 264 amino acids. Gene Ontology annotation, molecular function: protein binding.